Pseudogymnoascus destructans is the source of this 942-nucleotide messenger RNA. RefSeq lists its product as uncharacterized. NCBI's taxonomy places the organism in Eukaryota, Fungi, Ascomycota, Leotiomycetes, Thelebolales, Thelebolaceae. The record is from RefSeq and is a predicted model, not a curated record. Gene Ontology annotation, molecular function: methyltransferase activity. The coding region runs from base 1 to 942 and encodes 313 amino acids. The transcript has 6 exons.
AUGGUCGUAGUGAUGGCCACCAAUGGUACUCACCCUCAUCAGCAGCAUACCAUGGCUGGCAACCCCCCCGAUUACGAAGAGAAUGGGCGCUUGUAUCACGGCUACCGAAAGGGCAUUUACAUGUUCCCAUGCGACGAGGAAGAGAAGGAUCGCAUGGAUAUCUUCCACCAGUUCUUCCUUGUAGCACGAGGCGAGCACUCCUCUGCACCAUACGACAAGAACUACGAUGGGCACAGGAUACUGGAUUUGGGCACUGGGACUGGGAUAUGGGCGAUUGACAUGGCUGACAAGUAUCCCAGCGCUGAGGUUAUGGGAAUUGACAUUUCACUGAUACAGCCGCAAACCAUUCCCCCAAAUCUUCAGUUUAGGAGACGCGAUUUCGAAGCAACCUGGCAAGGCCUUCCUAUGGAUUCGUGGGACUUGAUACAUCUGCGGAUGCUGGCAGGUUCGAUAUCCAGUUACCAGGAACUAUACGCAAAUAUCUUUCGGCAUCUCAAGCCCCAAUUCGGCUAUUUAGAGCAUAUCGAGAUCGACUUGAGUCCUAGAUGCGACAACGGCAGCCUUCCCCGCAAUGCCGCGUUAUAUGAGUGGGCGAACAACCUCAUGAGUGCGACUGAGCAGGCCUACAAGCCGAUGGCUUACAAUACCGAAACUGGAUCAAUGCUCCAGAAUACGGGAUUUGUUGGAAUCAAAGAACAAAUCAUCAAGAUACCUUUCAACCCCUGGCCACAUGAUGCAUACCAGAAGGAUAUCGGCAGGUGGUUCAACCUGGGCUUGUGUCAAGGGCUUGAAGCAUUGACUCUGGGUCCUAUGACUAGAAUCCUUAAUUGGGAUCGGGGCCGCGUUGCAAGAUUGGUUGCGGACGUGAAGAGGGAGAUCUGCACGAAGAGGCAUGAGGUCUACUGCGAAAUGCACAUAUGGACAGCGCGCCGUCCCGCUUGA